Molecule: messenger RNA, 1500 nt
Organism: Emiliania huxleyi CCMP1516
Lineage: Eukaryota; Haptophyta; Isochrysidales; Noelaerhabdaceae
Exons: 3
Coding region: 1-1452 (483 amino acids)
Source: RefSeq, a predicted model, not a curated record
AUGCACCGGCUCGGCAACCGGAGCCCUAGGCCCAGCCCGCGCAGCACGGCCUCGCCAUCGAGCGGCGACGAGGACGCGAGGAGCGGCGCAGCCUCACUUCAACGCGCUCUCGACGCGGCGCUCGGCGGCGAGCCGCUGUCGGAGGCCUUCUCUCUCUCGCUCGCUGGCAGUGCCUGGCUCCGCUCCGUCGGCCGCUCGCUUCGCGGCGCGCGCUCGCUCCUCCACCUCGACCUCUCUCGCUGCAGCCUCACGACCCUGCGCGGCCUGGACGGGUGCGCCUCUCUCGUCUCGCUCAACGUCUCCGACAAUGCUGUCGCGACGCUCGAAGAGGCCUGCCGCCCGCCGCAGCCUCGCCUCCACCCGUCGCCGACGGAGGCCGCACGCGCACAUCAGGUGGACCGCCUGGCGCCACUCGCGCAGCUCGAGGCGCUCGACCUGAGGCGCAACCCGAUCGCGCGUGAGGGGACACAGUACCGGAUCGGGGUGCUGCGAGCACUGCCCGAGGUGGCCUCUCCACAGACGCCGUUGGCGGGCGGCAGCGGGAGGGAGCGGGAGCAUCAGUCGCCGCCGCAGCAGCGGGAGCAGCAGUCGCCGCCUCCGCAGCAGCGCGCCACCGUCGCCGGAGGCACGGCCACGCACCACUACACGCAGACCGACGAAGCGGCGCUCGACGACGACAGCCCGCUCUGGCUCGGCGCCUCGAGCUCCAGAGGGCGGAGCCGCGGCGGCGAAGGAAGCCCGGACAGCGGCGCUCCCAGCGGGGGGAGCGAUGGCCGCGGGUGCGGGUGCGGUGUCGGCGGGUGCGGCGUCGGGGGGUGCGAGGCGGCUCCCGCGGGCAUGCCAUCGCCGCCGCCGCGAGCCGCACGCGAUGUCUGCGACGGCAGCGCAGCGCGGUCGAGGGCGGUGCGCUCCCUCGCGUUUGGCGACAGGGCCGAGGCGGCGGAUGGCGGCGACGGCGGCAGCGACGGCGGCAGCGGCGGCAGCGGCGGCGGCGGCGGCGGCGGCGGCGGUGGCGGCGGCGGCGGCGGCGCCAAUCGGCCUGACGGCGGCUGGCGCUGCGGCUCCUCGCGCGACGCUGCCCUCGAGGCUGCGCUGGCGCUGUCUGCUGCGGAGAAGCGCGCGCUGGAGGCGGAGGUGAGCUGGCUGCGCGAGCAGAAGGCGGAGGACGGGCGCGCGCUCGAGCAGACGGCGGCGCUGCUGGCGAUGCUGCAGGAGUCGCACCGCGCGCUCGUCGCGAGCAACCAGCGCCUGCUGCUGCAGAUCGCCGAGGACAAGGCGAGGCACGAGGAGGAGCUGAAGAUGCACGCGCGCAACUUUGCAGAGCUGCAGGAGCUGACCGAAAGCCUCGCCGCGCGGCCCGCCUCGACCGCGAAGGGUCGCAGGAGAGACCAGCGCAUGGAGUCGGAGCAGGGGGGCAGGAUGACGCCCGCGCACAGCGCCGACACCGGGUGACGGCGAGGUGGAGGUGUGUGAGCGUUGAAUAAAUUGAACACAAGGCAG